GGGGUGCCCGGGCUGCAACACCUGGGAGAACCUCACCCCCAGCCCCGUGUACAUAAGGGGAAAUGGGCUGGGGAGGCGACUCGCUCGCAUCCUGGACGUUGCGGUGCGGGAGCGAGAGGGAAGCUGGGCCCCUGGCUUCGGCCCCGCGGCGCUCGGUGGACAGGCCGGGGCCCUGGGUUUGGUGACGUCGGGCCGGUCUCCCCCCCACACCCCCCCCCGCGGAGCCUCCUUUGCUCCCGCCUGCUCUGCAGAUGCGCACCCAGGACAGGCUCGGUCGAGCUUGUCGGGACCUUGGUCCCUUGAAAGGAAAGGGCAUCACUGACUCAACACCUUCCGUGAAGAGUUUGUGCAACUCAAGUGCAAAAUGAGCAGAAAUUGUCAGCAUGCUAGCUGGCAAGUCAUGCCCCCAUGUAGGGUUAUGGGUUGAAUUGGGGGGCGUGGCAUUUCCACGUCCAAAUCUAUGACAGUCCAGGCAAAAUAGCAAAAGCAGAGCCCGGCAAAGGCAGCCCCCCCCCCCCCCGCCCCGUAAUAUUAGUCCAGAGCAUAUAACAUCGAGUCCCUUCUGACUGCUGGGCUGGCUCCCAGACCCUUGACAUUCAGGGACGAACACACCGCUGGUCAUAAAAUUGGUGUUAUUUCCCCCAUGUGAUGGACAAGGAAACCGAGACCCGGAAAUGAUGCUUUUCCCCAAGGCCACCUACUCUGGGUCACACAGAUUUGUCCAACACCCACGCCCGGGCCCUGGCCCGUUUAUCAGCAGGGACUGAGCUGUGGGUUCAACCCACCUCCGCUAACAGCGUGAAGGAACAUCACUGGCCAAGACCAGAAGGACCAAAUAGGUGGGGGAGGCUCAGAAUGGAGCCGUGGAGGUGACAGCGCCAGAGCGAGCCCUCGCCCGGCAGCAAGUCGGAGGGAGUGGGCCAUGGGCUCAGCGGCUGGACGGGUUCUCCUUCCCUCCGCCAGGUGGGCAGCACGCCUGAAGGCCAGAGCCGUGGCCUCUGCCUCUCCCCCAGCGGGCCAGUGACCGGCCUCGGCAGCUGACAUCGCAAGGACGACGUGGGGGCUUGGGCGUGCUCGGGGGGGAGCCUUCCCGGAGACAUGGAGCUUUGGGGUGGAAUGCUGCGGGCCCUCCUGUCUGGCCCCGGGAGGCGGGGAGGCACUUGGGGCCGGGCCUUCAGUUCCUGGCGACCCCACCUGCCUCAGGCUGGGUUGAGUGCCACAGAGCUGGUCAGCCAGUGGACGGCGGUCUUUGAGAAGAGGGGCAUCCCCGAGGCCCGGGAAUCCAGUGAGUACAUCGUGGCUCAUGUCCUUGGAGCCAAAACAUUUCAGAGCCUGAGGCCGGGACUUCGGUCAAAGCCCCUGACCCCCUGGCAGCUACAGUGCGUCCAGGAGCUGAGUAGCCGUAGACUGCAAAGGAUGCCUGUGCAGUACAUCCUUGGCGAGUGGGACUUUCGCGGGCUCAAUCUGAAGAUGGCACCCCCAGUGUUCAUCCCUCGGCCCGAGACAGAGGAGCUGGUCGAGUGGGUGCUGGAGGAGGUGGCCCAGAAGCCCCGUGCGGUGGGAGCCCAAGGCGGCCCCCUCAUCCUGGAGGUGGGCUGUGGGUCGGGAGCCAUCUCCCUCAGCCUGCUGAGCCAGCUGCCCCAGAGCCGAGUCAUCGCUGUGGAUAAGGCAGGAGCCGCCAUAUCUUUGGCCCGAGAGAACGCUCAGAGGCUUCAGCUGCAGGACAGGAUUCGGAUCGCCCCCCUGGAUGUGACCUCAGAGGGCAGCUGGGCACACCUUCUGCCCUGGGGCCCCAUGGACCUGCUCGUCAGCAACCCUCCCUACGUCUUCCACCAGGACAUGGAGCAGCUGGCCCCUGAGAUCCGCAGAAGCCUCUUCUUAGAAGUGGACCCCAGACACCCAGAGCUGGUCAGCGGCUGGCUUCAGCGCCGGCCGGGCCUGUCCCUCGAGCUCGUGGCUGUGCGCAAGGACUUCUGCGGGAGGCCCCGGUUCCUGCAUAUCCGGAGGUCUGGGCCGCACGGUGGCUGCCCUGUGGAUGCCUGGCCAGCGCCCCAGUCUGCCGGAGUGCCCGGAUGACACUUCCUCUGGACUGCUCCUGGGAGGGGUGGGCACCUUCCAGAGCUGGCGCUGGUGCAUUCCCGCGGCUCUGGGUGCCUUGCUCUCCAUUUUAGGAGACUUGGGGCAAAAGGAAGGGAGAGGUGUCCUUCCUGCUUCCCGGGGCAGCAAAGAGCAAGGGCACCCCCAGUCCAGCUCCGGAGCUGAGGGACCCAGGUGCCCAGUCUGGCUCCGUCCCACCGGCAGGGCCAGUGCAGCUGCAUAGCGUCUCUGGUGGGACAGCUCGGGAGUGGGGAGAGCUGGCCAAUAAAGUGUCAAGGGCGGA
Molecule: messenger RNA, 2380 nt
Organism: Myotis daubentonii (Daubenton's bat)
Lineage: Eukaryota; Metazoa; Chordata; Mammalia; Chiroptera; Vespertilionidae
Gene: HEMK1
Product: HemK methyltransferase family member 1
Exons: 9
Coding region: 1099-2076 (325 amino acids)
Biological process (GO): protein methylation
Cellular component (GO): mitochondrion
Molecular function (GO): N-methyltransferase activity; DNA binding; protein methyltransferase activity
Source: RefSeq, a predicted model, not a curated record